Messenger RNA from Oncorhynchus gorbuscha (pink salmon), 8292 nucleotides. It is a transcript of the gene tiam1a, whose product is annotated as TIAM Rac1 associated GEF 1a. The transcript has 29 exons. Gene Ontology annotation, cellular component: plasma membrane; synapse; cytosol. Gene Ontology annotation, biological process: activation of GTPase activity; positive regulation of axonogenesis; small GTPase-mediated signal transduction. NCBI's taxonomy places the organism in Eukaryota, Metazoa, Chordata, Actinopteri, Salmoniformes, Salmonidae. Bases 281 to 5638 code for a protein of 1785 amino acids. Gene Ontology annotation, molecular function: protein binding; guanyl-nucleotide exchange factor activity. The record is from RefSeq and is a predicted model, not a curated record.
CAAGAGGCAACGUGUGUGUGUGUGUGGGGUUAACACGCAACCCUGCGAACAGCCAGAGUGUUCCGGAGCUUUCUUCUCCGUCGCUUCUGAUACAAAAGGAUUCAUUAAUGAACUGCGUGAUUUAAACCAACAGGAUUGUAACUGUUACAUACAGUGUGGGACUCUGGGACUAGGACACAGUAGUUCAGAGCAUCAGUUGAGGACCAUGUGGUGGAUGAGAGACACGGGACCAGAGAGGACCCCAGUGAAACCACUGCUCUGCUACAGUCACAGCUGAAUCAUGGGGAAUGUGGAAAGUCAGAAUGGUGACAGCAGUUUCUACGGAAACGAGAAAGGUCACCUGUCCCGAAAGCACACGUCCCGAUCCCUCCGCCUCUCCACCAAGCAUCAGCAGCAGAAUCCCAGUCGACGCUCCCUACGACCCUCGGCAGGAAAGUCGGAACACCGGAAUUCCGAAGCCAGCACCCGCUCUUCCAGUACGCCCAGUAUCCCACAAUCCUUAGUGGAGAACGGCCUGGAACCUUUUAACCAGACAGACGAGCUGAGGGAGUUUGGAAUCAACCCUCAUUGGACUGACCGCGUCGCCAUGACGAUGAGUCCUUCCGAGUCCUUCCCGCACGACGACGACGACCUCACCGGUGACCCCUCUUUAGCCACGCCCACUCCAGAAACCUCCGAGGUCGUUCUGGAAUGCGAAGGCGCUGAGGAAGAAGGAGCGACGACGUACCCGGCAGAAGGGGACGACGCGGAGAGAGAGACGGACGGAGAGGUGCGGUACCUCCAGAGGGUGAACGAGGGACCGAGGGAAGAAGGAAGUUGUAAGAAGAAGAGGUCUAAAUCAGCGGACAUGUGGAGAGACGACAGUCAGGAGUUCUCUCUGUCAGAUCUCAGCCAGGACCACCUCACCUCCACUGAAGAGAUUAUAGAUGGAGGAGAGGAAGAGGAGGGGGAAGAGGAAGAGGAGGAAGAGAGAGCCAGUUCCAGAGGAACAGCAGGUUCUGCAGAGAGAGCCUCAUCACUAGACCACCUGUGCAGCGAGCGCAGCCAGCCGGUUCUGCGAGGAACACAUAACCGCUACGCCAAGAACCACCGGGACGGGGAACUCACCACCCACAGAGGAAGGGAUGGAGAGGGGGAUGAAGGGCUGAUCUCGCCCCAGGAGGAGGAGGGAAGCGGGUACGGGGCCUUCACGCUGCCCUGUCGGAGGUCCCACUGUCUGUCUGAAGGUCUGUCAGGACACCAGGUGGUACCGUGUCCGACUUUCCAGGGCCGAAGGGCACAGACGACACAGGACAUAUCGGGCGUGCUGGGAGAGGGCAGUGAGUACGGCGAUAGCGGCAUCGACGGGGUUGCCACGGAGACGGACGGGGAAGUGGGGCCGGGGUCACGGCGGCGCUGUAAGGCCAUGUCGGCCUCGUUCUCCGUCUACUCCGCUGCCGGGAGCAGCGCGUUUAACGGGAGUGACAGCGGGAGCAGCAGUGGAGGAGGAGAGGGAGGAGGAGGAAGAGGAGGAGAGGGAGGAGGAGGAAGAGGAGGAGAGGGAGGAGGAAGAGGAGGAGGAGGAGGGGGAAGAAAAGGAGGAUGGGGAAUGUAUGAGAACUUGCAUCAGGACUUUGAGAAUCAACACUGGACUCGUCGAGAGCGUGACUGCACGGAGGAGGCGGGCUCAGCUGAGAGUGACGAGCGUAGCAGCGGCACGCUGAGCACGGCUUACCCAUCAGACGCUCUCAUUGGCUGCUGUGCGCAGGGCACGGUGAGGAAGGCGGGAGCUCUGGCAGUGAAGAACUUCCUGGUUCACAAGAAGAACAAGAAGGUGGAGCCAGCCACCAAGAGGAAGUGGAAACAUUACUGGGUUUGUCUCAAAGGAUGCACUCUGUUCCUGUACGAGACUGACGGGCGGUCGGGGAUCGACCAUCAUAGUGUUCCUAAACACGCGGUGUGGGCUGAGUACAGUAUCCUUCAGGCCGUACCAGAACACCCCAAGAAGGACUUUGUCUUCUGCCUCAGCAACUCUCUAGGGGAUGCAUUUCUCUUCCAGACGUCGGGCCAGACGGAACUGGAGAAUUGGAUCACGGCGAUCCACUCAGCGUGCGCGGCUGCCGUUGCUAGGCAACAUCACCGGGAGGAUACGGUGCGGUUGCUAAGGACAGAGAUCAGGAAACUGGAGCAGAAGAUAGACAUGGACGAGAAGAUGAAGAAGAUGGGAGAUAUGCAGCUGUCUGCAGUGACAGAUAACAAGAAGAGAAAGACUAUUCUGGAACAGAUCUUCCUGUGGGAGCAGAAUCUAGAGCAGUUCCACUUGGACAUGUUCAGGUGUCGUUGUUACCUGGCCAGUCUGCAGGGAGGGGAGCUGCCCAACCCUAAACGCCUGCUAGCCGUGGCCUCCAGAGCCACCAAACAGGCCAUGGGACGCCUGGGAAUCUUCUCGGUGUCUUCCUUUCAUGCGCUUGUGGCGGUGCGAACAGAGAGCGUGGUGAGGAAGCGGUCCCAGGCUAUGCCCCGCCCCUCUAGUAAACGUCGGAGUCGCUUCUCUUCCCUCUGGGGGCUGGACACCACAUCUAAGAAGAAGGUUAAAGGUCGACCCAGCAUCAACCAGGUGUUUGUUGCUGGGGGGGGACCAGUGAUCAAACCAACGGAGAGAAUGUUUGAAGAUACGACCAGUGAGAAAUCGAAGGAGGAGGCUUCAUUGAAAAUGAUUCCCCAGGACAGCGUGGACAGUGAGAUUUGGGUUCCUGACUACCUGGCCCCAUCCUGGGUGUGUCUACCUAACGACCAGCCUGUGCUUGUCGUCAUUCAACCAGGGGAGACUGCAGAAGAUACCCUGGACGCUGUCUGCAAGGCCCAUAAACUGGACCCGUCUAACUUCUACCUGCGUCUGAAGGUGUGUGUAGAGGAUCAGCUGCUGCUAUAUGUUCCCAAAAUGGAAGAAGACAUCUCUGAUCUGCUCUACAAAGAGAUAGAAAUAUGUCCCAAAACCACCAAGCUGAUCCGCUUCGACAAAGCUGAGUCCUGCACGUUGGGAUACGGUUUCUCCAUAGCAGUAGUAGACGAGGAGGGGACUCAGCAGCUCCAUAUCACUGAAGUAAAUGCAGGAGGACUGGCUUCUGCUAAAGGCCUGCAUGCGGGUGAUGAGAUCCUGUUGUUAAAUGGUAAACCAGCAUCGGCUCUGGGCGUGGUGGAUAUGAGGUCAGCGUUAGUCGGCCCCUCGUUGUCCCUGAGCGUGAGCACCCUGCCGACACUUGACCCUCGCGACCUCUGCCCUUUUCCCCCUCGACGCUCCAACACAGCGGAAUACGACACUUGUACAGACAUCUAUUCCCAGAGCCAAGAGGACAUUCUGGAUGAGGUAUCAGGGUUGACGGUGGUCAGUCCAGAUGAUACUUUAGAGGAUGAGUCAGUUCUGGAUCUGGAGAAUUCAGGACACAACCAGGCGGACUACACUGAGCCAGGACAGAAGAGUACUGAGCAGGUGACUGCAUACUGCCGGAGUCUCCAUGAGAUGAAUCCUUCCCAUGCUUCCCCUCAGUCUUCCUCGUCCUGCUCUUCCUCCCUCUCUCCCAGCCAAGCGAUGCCAGUGGCGGCGGGCAUUGCCAUCCAGCGACAGCUGUCACACGCCGACAAACUACGUAAAGUCAUCAGUGAACUGGUGGAGACUGAGAGGACCUACGUCAAGGACCUGGGCUGUCUGAUAGAGCGUUACCUAACUCCUCUGCAGAAGGAAAGAUUCCUCACCCAGGAUGAGCUCGAUGUCCUGUUCGGUAACCUAGGAGAGAUGCUGCAGUUCCAGGUUGAGUUCCUGAAGACUCUAGAAGAUGGGACCAGACUGGUAGCCAACCUGGACAGGCUGGAGAGAGUAGAACAGUUUAAGAAAGUGCUAUUCUCUCUGGGUGGAUCGUUCCUGUACUACGCCGACCGCUUUAAGAUCUACAGCGCUUUCUGUGCCAGCCACACCAAGGUGCCCAAGGUCCUGGCCAAAGCUAAGACAGAUGCAGACUUCAAGGCGUUCCUGGCAGAGAGGAACCCGAAACAACAACACUCUUCAACCCUGGAGUCCUACCUGAUUAAACCCAUCCAGAGGAUCCUGAAGUACCCACUACUACUGAGAGAGCUGUACUCACUGACAGACCCGGACAGUGAAGAACACUAUCACCUGAAUGUUGCGAUGAAGGCCAUGAACAAGGUGGCCAGUCACAUCAAUGAGAUGCAGAAACUUCAUGAGGAAUACGGAGCCGUGUUUGACCAGCUCAUCAACGAGACGACCGGCGACCGGAAGGAGGUAUCCGAUCUAUCCAUGGGAGAUCUUCUCCUCCACUCCACCCUGGUGUGGAUCAAUCCUCCAGCCUCCCUGGUCAAGGGCAAAAAGGACCCUGAGCUGGCUACCUUCGUGUUCAAGACUGCGGUGGUCUUUGUGUACAGAGAUCGCUCCAAGCAGAGGAAGAAGCUCGGCGCGUCUCAUCGUCCUGCUGUGUCAGAUGACAGAGUCCCGUUCCUUUUCCGUCACAUGAUCUCAACAGACUCCCUACAAGUCCGCGCCCUCACAAACUCUGAGGGUACAGCGGUGUGUGAGAUAGUUCACGUGAGGUCAGAGUCUGAGGGGAGACCAGAGAGAACCUUUCACCUGUGCUGCAGUUCUGUGGACAGUAAGAAGGACUUCCUGAAGACAGUCCACUCCAUCCUGAGAGAUAAACAACGACGUCAGCUGAUGAAGACAGAGUCUCUACCCCCCAACCAGCAGUAUGUCCCCUUCGGAGGAAAACGCCUCUGUAACCUCAAGGGAAACAGACCGGCCAUGAACAGAGCAGUCUCAGCUCCGUCUCGGACCCUUGGUCGCAGGAAGCUGGUUAGGAACCGAUUCACCAUUGACACCGACCUGGUUCUCCAUGACAACCACGAAGACUCUAACCCCACCCACUCUACCCAUGACCAUUCCCACCAGCCUCCACAUUCCCACCAGCCUCCACAUUCCCACCAGCCUCCACAUUCCCACCAGCAUCCACAUUCCCACCAGCAUCCACAUUCCCAUAACCCCCUGCUUCCUACCCAGACGCCUCAGCAGCAAACGCUGUUGGCGACUGGAGGCGACACGGACCGCUGGGUGGAAGAACAGUUCGACCUGGGUUGCUACGACGACCAGGGAGGAGUGACGGGGGAGAGGAGGAUGGAGGGAGGGAUAGAGGGAAGGAUGGAGGUGAAAGAGACGGACAUUCUGAGCGACGACGACGAGUACUGCAAGUCAGUCAGGGCUUCAUCAACCGAACCCAGCCUCCUGGAAGAGAGGAUGGAGGGAGCGACUCUAGCAGAAAGGAGCCAAGACCAGGACAGAGGGGUAGACGAGGAGGAGGAGGAGGAGGGAAAGAAAGAGGUAGAGGAAGAGAGGAGGAGCUCCCAGGGCAUUCUCCAAGAGGACGAGAGGGAUGAAAGGGCAGUGUCACAAGUAGACUCUGUCUCCCCCGCCCCUCCCCCCUCACGGUCCCCCGCCCCCCCGGUGAAGCUUACCCCACUCAGGAAGCAAUGGGCUGCAGAGGGAGUGGCCGGGAAGCAGUGUUCCGUGGAGGGAGUGGCCAAGAGGGACCACUGUGAUGUCAUCUGGGUGCGACGCGAAGACUACGCCAACGGAGGGAACAACGACGUCUUCUGAGACUGAGGGAGGGAUGAACAACAGAAAGAGAGGAAGAGAAGAGAGGGAUCAACGCCUUCUAGGGAGAAGAGGAUAUGACAGACGGGACAUGACAGACGGGAUAUGACAGACAGGAUAUGACAGACGGGACAUGACAGACGGGACAUGACAGACGGGAUAUGACAGACGGGACAUGACAGACGGGACAUGACAGACGGGAUAUGACAGACGGGACAUGACAGACGGGAUAUGACAGACGGGACAUGACAGACGGGACAUGACAGACGGGAUAUGACAGACGGGACAUGACAGACGGGAUAUGACAGGCGGGAUUUGACAGACGGGAUAUGACAGACGGGAUUUGACAGACGGGACAUGACAGACGGGACAUGACAGACGGGAUAUGACAGGCGGGAUUUGACAGACAGGAUAUGACAGACGGGAUUUGACAGACGGGAUUUGACAGACGGAAUAAGACAGACGGGAUUUAACAGACGGGAUUUGAAAGACGGGAUUUGACAGACGGGAUUUGACAGACGGGAUAAAACAGACGGGAUUUGAAAGACAGGAUUUGACAGACGGGAUUUGACAGACGGGACAUGACAGACGGAAUUUGACAGACGGGACAUGACAGACAGGAUAAAACAGAUGAUUAAGACAGACGGGAUUUGACAGACGGAAUAAGACAGACGGGAUUUGACAGACGGGAUUUGACAGACGGGAUAAAACAGACGGGAUUUGAAAGACGGGAUUUGACAUACGGGAUUUGACAGAUGGGAUUUGACAAACGGGAUUUGACAAACGGGAUAUGACAGACGGAACAAGACAGACAAGAUAUGACAGACGGGACACAAAUGUGACUGCUGAGUUCGUUCACACAAGCUUUAAAAAUGAGGUUUUGGAGGAGGGACGAAGGACCCCUGUCGAUGUAAAAACUAUCUCCCCUCACCACCCCACGGGUGUAUUCCCUAGGAACCAAACAGAAGCAAACAGGUUAGGGACUAACCUGAACUUAAGGAACACUCGUUUUCAUUUACGAAACGUUUUCCAUUACAAAACGAUUUGCACUAAUGAAUACAACCCAUCGCCCACCUUCUCCUGACAAUCCUACUGUCUUCUACUUAGUGACAGACUCACAGUCUCACAAUGCCUCAACUGAACUGCUAUCAGAUGGGAGAGAGAGGCCGCACACGCAAACACACUGAACUAUAAUAUCACUGAACUACAAUCUAUUUGCCAAAAAAAAAAAAAAAAAAAAAGUUUAUUUUUCAAACGCAGGAAUGAUGAGUCAUAUUUUUUGCUUCUCUGACUUAGAAACUGUGUUUGUUUGUUUGUUUGUUUGUUUGUUUGUAUGUUUGUAUGUAACACUCAAGGGCUGUGUGUAACUUCGAAACCUUGUCUGCAUCUCAGAUGCUACCGUAUCGUGUACCCUUUUUAGUGCACUGUUUUCCACCCCGGACCCAUAGGGUUCGUAUCCUAAACCUCGUCUUCAGGGGCUACAGACUGCUGUGUAAUAUACUCCAUAGAGAUAGCUAGAAGACACAACUUGGAUAUAAAUACACAAAGAUGAGAUCUCUUUCCAUCUCUAUGGUGUACAACCCUGUUAGCUUUACCGCGCGUCUACUGUUCUGCUCGAUUAUCGGCUGCUGAUAGCACUCAGAGCAACUAUCCAGGCACAAUUAUAGCUUAUUGUCUUUUCUAAAAUAACAUUCUUUUUUUAUUCACGGCUACCAACAUAUUUGUUCACAUCUUGAUUUUGUUGACUACGGGGAAAUAAUUAACUAAACAAAAUAUUUUUGGUGUUUUAUUUCUGUUUACAUGACAUCCAGUGUUACUCACUCCCUGACCCUCACAUGGGACAGGAUAUGACAUCAUAAUAGUAAUAAUAUGACUUCCUGUUUUACUUGAAUUUUCUUUGGAGUUUUGUUUGAAAGGAAAAUGUUUGACAGAACACCUGCUGUUACUGACUGCAAAGCAGGAUCGAUGAAUUAGCCAGCUGACAUUGAUUAUUUAUUUUUAAAAAUUAAAAAAGAAGGAAAUAACCAUCAUUUUUCUGGUUCAGCUAAACUUAGAUCCGUGUUUUUUGGUUCUUGAGUAAAUUAGACCAUGCCCAUUUCAAGCUUAUCUUUAAAGUAAGAAGUUAUUUUAGAAUAAUUAGGCAAGUAAAGCUGGAUAACUCAAUAGAUAUGCUUUUGUAGUAUACCCAUCUGGACUGCUGCCAAUGUCGACCCCACUACUGUGUCACGCUACCUUCAAAAUGCUCCUCAGAACUGGGAAAUACGAGGUUCCCGACUGGGAAGUAAAGAGUUGAACCUCCCAGGUCGGACUUCCAAGUGGAAAAGUCUGAGGUCAUUUUGAGUUAUGUCAGACUUAUCACUUUCUAACUGGGAAAUGUUUCAGUUCCAACGAGCAUUAGCUUCUGACUAACUCUUACAGGAGUUAUCCUUAGCUUCUGACUAACUCUUACAGGAGUUAUCCUUAGCUUCUGACUAAAGGAGUUAUCAUUAGCUUCUGACUAAAGGAGUUAUCAUUAGCUUCUGACUAAAGGAGUUAUCCAUAGCUUCUGACUAAAGGAGUUAUCAUUAGCUUCUGACUAACUCUUACAGGAGUUAUCCUUUGCUUCUGACUAAAGGAGUUAUCCUUAGCUUCUGACUAAAGGAGUUAUCAUUAGCUUC